Molecule: messenger RNA, 43679 nt
Organism: Homarus americanus (American lobster)
Lineage: Eukaryota; Metazoa; Arthropoda; Malacostraca; Decapoda; Nephropidae
Biological process (GO): error-prone translesion synthesis; double-strand break repair via homologous recombination
Cellular component (GO): nucleus; zeta DNA polymerase complex
Molecular function (GO): DNA-directed DNA polymerase activity; nucleotide binding; DNA binding
Source: RefSeq, a predicted model, not a curated record
GUUGUUCGUCUUCAAUGAUGACUUUUCUACACAUGUUGUGGCCAGGCUAAGGAUGUUUUCCCUGCGCAUAGUAUCAGUCGACCACUAUCAGGGGACGCCCAUCAAUGGUCUCGACCCCCAGUACUCUAAUUUCCGAGGCGCUCCUAUAAAACGCCUUCCAGUUUUACGUAUCUUCGGUGCCACUCCCACAGGACAAAAAACCUGUCUACACAUCCAUGGAGUUUUUCCGUACAUUCUGGUCCCGUACGAUGGAUCGGAGCCGCUCACCCGCCUUCCCUAUACCCUGGCCGCUGGCGUGGACAGGGCCAUCAACAUCGCCCAGGGCCAUGCCACCUCCAACGCGCAGCACGUUUAUAAAGUCACGCCAGUCUCGGGGAUACCGUUCUAUGGCUAUCAUUCCAAGGAGCACCAGUUUCUCAAGAUCUUUUUCUAUAAUCCUCUUAUUGUGAAAAAGGCCGCAGAGCUUCUCCAGAACGGGGUCAUCAACAACAAGGUGUACCAACCACACGAGUCUCAUGUACCGUAUGUGUUGCAGUUCCUAAUGGACCAUAAUCUACACGGCAUGAACAUGAUCCAUCUGGCAACCUGCAGGUUCAGAAGGUCACAAGGUACUGAAGGAUUAGAGGAACACGCGGCCCCUUCCCCUGCUGGUGCAUCGGGAGAAACAGCCACCGCGCCGUCAUCGCAAGGCCCAGCCGGCAUCAACACCUCCUUGCGGCCGAGCACCACGGUAUGGACGAGAGAGAGUGUACCGCAGCACCUGUGGUUGCCCGAAAUAGUCUCCAGAACGGCCACAAGUGAGCUAGAGGUGGACGGCUUAUCUUCGGACAUCCUCAAUAGACUGCAGAUUGGAAGCGGAACGGCGACGAAUCCCGGGCUGUCGUAUAUCUGGGAGGACGAGAUGGAGAGGCGUCGAGAGCGCGGGGGUUCUGAAGAUGACCUCAAGCCGCCCAGUUCCCCCCCCAGGACCAACGUCACGGCCUCAGACUCGGAGCUCUUCUAUAGGUCCAUAAUGAAGGAGAAAGUCACCGCUGUGUUGAAAAAUAUGUCGCCCGAGCCCAGUCAAGAACCGCUGCCUGGCGUGUCUCUGGCGGCCGUCACCCCCGACGACUCUACCCUCGGCCCGGCCACCGCUCCCGAAGCCAUCGCUGAGGCUGAGGUGUCGAUGGUAGAGGAAGCAGACAUCGGAGCACGGCAGAUGACGGACGAAGCUUUAGAAACCUCCCACGUUGACGAGGAACUUAUACUGAGUCUCACGCAGCAAACGGCGUCCCAGUGGAUGGAUUCAGCGGACGAGGAAUUGCUAAACGUGAUGGCGGGUUUGGCCGAUGGUUCGCAGUUGGUGUCCCCGGAAGAAUGCGACGCGGUCCUUUCUACCCAACGGUCCUCGGGUCUGUCUACGAUGACCCCAAGCCAGAACCCAGCCCAGGGUGAUGACGAGGAGGAUGACACAGAGGAGAUGACUCAGCGAAUAUGGGACUCCUUACUGCCCGUCGACGAAGAAGAGAAAAGAGACAGAGAGGAGAAGCCAGAGAAUCCACCAGGGGGCCAGAAUGUAAAGAAGAAAGACGACGGCGACUGUGAAGAUAUGGAAGGUCAACCAUCAUUCCUGCUGCCUCAACUGGAUGGUCCCGCUGACCAUCACCACAAGUAUACGCCUUCUGUAAGGACUAAGAAUAUUGUUGUGGGAGAAACCUUUGUGCCUUUUGGUAGUGCCCAGACCUCAAAACACAACGCUGUGAUAUUGGAAAAAGCGCAACACAGAGUGGCGAAGCCGCCUCCCCGUACUGUGUCUCGGAGGUCGGCGUCGCACGGUAUGGCCAGAACUAAGUGUGGUGCGGGCGAGACAGUGAUAGAGUAUAGUUAUAGCGAUAGCGAUUAUAGCGACGCGGAAGACUUUGUCAUCCCGCAGUUUGACGGAGCGAACGACAUCAUUUCGCGCAAGGGCAGACGGCAGCAGGCGUCUCGCGGUAAACCCAACGCCACGCCCCAACGGCAGAGUGAUCACAACGGUCGCUCCGCCCCGGUCAACACGCGCGACGUCAUCCGGGAGAAUAUAUUAAAAAAGAAGAGGGGACGCGAGGGGUCCCGGGCGCCUCAACACCAAGGCCUCUAUGCAACCUCGCCCUCCGUGCCUUACUCAACAGCUUCCCAGGGUCCAGUGCCUUCAUCACUCAACAGUGUACCUGGUAAUUCUUCAUCCUCUCUUCCCUCUGACUUAAAUAUUGACGGGAUGCUCCAGCUGCCGGACUUCAUGGAUAUAUCUUCCCGCAUGACAGACCAGAGUUGUGGUAGUGCUUCGCAGAGUAACACUUAUUCACAGACUAUGAACAAGUCUUCCAGAGGGAGUAGAAAGGCCGUCGAUCAGCCCCCCGUGUCGGGAACCAUGAACAUCACUCCCCUGCCGAACAUCGGGAUGAAUCGGAUGGUUCCCGGCAUCGGGAAUGCCCUCGUGGUGCCGGCGCUCAUUACAAAUUCCAGAGUGAACGUCAGCGGCCUCGACAGUUCCCAGAUGGUACUGCCGCAUAAUUACCUCCAACAACAACACGGGAACCUCGGCGCGAGAGAGUCUCCGGUGCCUGCGGGUAACGGCCAGCAACCCUCUGGCCUCGUGAUGGUGCCCCGGGCGUCGUCCCCUCAUGACGCGGGCUCCUCUCAGCUGGGGUUACACAGAACGCCGAAUCCUCGAGGACAAGGCGGACGCAAUUCGGCGUCGUCGCAAUCUCACCUCCGUCAACCGGGCGUAAAUCCACGCAAUAGUAAUCAACGGCAAAAUUAUCAUCAGAUACCUAGUCAGAGUCACAAAGGAAGUCGGAGACACUACCCCGCCGACCCCCCCAUCGGCUCCCCCCAGCACCCGGUGACGUCGAGUAGAAGCGGUAAAUACGUCAACGCCGGGUCUCAACAGGCGGCAGAACGCGGCACUCAAGAGACCGUGCCGGGUGUCUCCGGGCCGGCGAAGACAAUGCUGCGACAAAACUCGGAACAGUCGGCGUAUUCGCCAAUAUCCGACGAGUCUGACGCGGACGUGCCAAACACCUGUAGUGGUAGAAAAUUAGCGGGAAACGGCGAUGCGACGGCCGGCGAUUCUACGGGUAGUGAACCCGCACACAAGGAGGACAUCCUCAAGCAAGCGUUCGACAUGAUCCUCUUCGACGGCAUCGACAUCGAGGUCGAGCCAAUGGACGCCGCCGAUGGCAGCUUGCAGAGUGAACCCAACAAUGCGUCGGAGGAUAGUGCACCAAUGCAGCGGUCGCCCCGUCUGUGCCCGGACGACGGCGACUUUGGCCGUGAGAACGUAGUACAAGUCCGUGACAGUUACGAAGCCGAAAGUGUCGCGUACGAGGAGACGUCGACGAGAGACGACGCUGGGGAAAGAGGUGCCACAGAUGGGAGUUACUGGGAUCAGGACCCAGCAGCCAACACGGCCCUAAAGGAGACCUCUGAUGGAUCAAGUACAAAACUCAACAGGAAGGACAAAAGGGAGAAAAUCCACAACAAACACAAAAAUUUAAGAUCUGAGGCGCAACACGAAGCAUUAACCAGCGAGACAAAAGUUGGACCAAAACAGGUAAGUGGCUCUAGUUCAGGUACUCAGUCAUCAAGAAAUAAUUCGGGCAGAUCAACGAGCACUUACCAGUCGAGGGCCUCGUCGUUUGUGAGAGGCGGUGAGGUGCGCAGCGCCCCUCAGAGAACGGCCCACAGGCAUGAUGGAGGGGUCCCGGACGCCCCCCCGCCCAGAAGAAGUGCCCGUGCCGAUGCCACGGAGACUGACCCCUUCGACGUCGACUACGAUCUCACCCCCCACACUCCCGGAAGCUUUCUGCCGGCUCACGACCGGUCUCCUAGUCCGGCCCCGGCACCGAGACCUCCACGGCCGGGCAUGUCGGCCACUACCAAGGCGGUGCAUCCCUCCGUACAGCGGAGAAAAUUAUCCGACGUGGACAACUCGGACUGGUACCACGACCUCGAUUGUCCGCCGACCCCGGGGAAUCCACUGAAGGAAUCGUGGCGCGUACAAGAAGAGGCUUCCACCUCAAGUGGUGGGAAAAAGGAAGCCAAGAGCAGCAACUCCAAGCACAGCGCGAGUAAACCUUCCCCGUCAUCCAGCGACACUAGUCAGGCGACCGACGGCAGUUCCGGAAGUUCCAAAAAGAAAUCUCGCAAGAAAAUUGCCAUACUGUUUGGCUCUUUCUCUCCUCCGGCAUCGCCCGUCGAACCCGUGGUAGACAAGAUGAAAUCUCUGGCCGUGGAGCCGACGGGCGACAGCUUCGACUCUGACUACGAAAAUAAUACUCCCGAUCGUCCCCAGACUCCCGGCCGAGAGGUCGGCGGCGAUCACUCCUUUAAUACUCCUCCCAAAGAUGGGUCACAAAUACACAAUAAAAAGCAGCGGGUCCACGACUGUUUCUUUGACUUUGACCUGAACAGUCCCCCCGAGAGACCCGUUACUCCGGGGGGCAGUCACCAAGUGCAAGAUAUUCUCUCUGGUGAGCAGCGCAGUAGACCCAUGUAUCAGCAGUUUGAGUCGGUGUUUGACACAGACUUCAUGCCCCACACACCACUGGAGCGACCCAGAACCCCGGGCGGCGGUUCCUCGACCUCCACGCCCCAGACUUCAGACAAGGAGUCGCCCCACUCGUCGGGGAUGGGUCGACUGCCUCGGCCCGAGGACACGACGGGCAGUUCUCUGUUGUUGCCGAGACCCGCUUACUCCUCCCGGACGCCGGAGACCGGGUCGGGCGGAGAGUGCGCGUCGCCCGCCGGAGAUCACCGGACCUGGAGAGAGACGUCCAGAAACAGAACAUUAACCUCCCAACACAAAACAGAGAGAGAUAAAGGUGGUGUGAGUGGCAGAGACUCCUUUAAUAGUAAAAGAGGUUUAUCAUCCACUGAAUUAAACCAAAGACAAAAUGAAAAGUACAAAAAGGAAGUAAAUAGACCAAAGGAAGGUCUUAGAAACGUUCACUCGUCUCCGUCUCCCGGAGAAGCUCCUGCCUUGCACAGUCAGGCGAGGUUGAAGCUCGGAGAUCAUAGAAGUGAUGCGAAGGAUCCAGCAGACCGCGAGGCUCUGGUCAGAAGUCAAUUUGGAACAAAGAACCAAGGUAGAAGACCGAAGUGCGAUAGGAGAGUAGAACAGACGGCCCACAGAGAUGUUCCCCACAGCCAGGCAACACACAGGGUUGUUCCCCACAGCCAGGCAGCCCACAGAGAUGUUCCCCACAACCAAGCAGCCCACAGAGAUGUUCCCCACAGCCAGGCAACACACAGGGUUGUUCCCCACAGCCAGGCAACCCACAGAGAUGGUCCCCACAGCCAGGCAACACACAGGGUUGUUCCCCACAGCCAGCAGCCCACAGAGAUGUUCCCCACAACCAAGCAGCCCACAGAGAUGUUUCCCACAGCCAGGCAGCCCACAGAGAUGUUCCCCACAGUCAGGCAGCCCACAGAGAUGUUCCCCACAGCCAGGCAGCCCACAGAGAUGUUCCCCACAGCCAGGCAACACACAGGGAUGGUCCCCACAGCCAGGCAACACACAGGGAUGGUCCCCACAGCCAGGCAACACACAGGGAUGGUCCCCACAGCCAGGCAACACACAGGGAUGGUCCCCACAGCCAGGCAACACACAGGGAUGGUCCCCACAGCCAGGCAACACACAGGGAUGUUCCCCACAGCCAGGCAACACACAGGGAUGGUCCUCAAGGAGACAGUACAUUGUGGAAGUCAGAGAAUGCUUAUGAGCAGAGGAGGUCUAAUGUAUCGAAGGGCUAUGGCGGGACAUAAAGACCCCGGGAGAGAGGAGUUUGGGAGAAGAACGGUUCCCACGGCUACCUCUGCACGGUCGUCUCCCGACAGAGGGCCAAAAGUAAACAAACCGUCAUACCACACACCAAGACCGGUGGGACCUCAGAGAACAGGGGUCAACAGGCUGCCAUGUCAACCUCCCAGACCAGAUACCAUGUACCCUAAGACCGACAACGUGCAAUCGACGUCUCAGCCCGGCAGUCGUCACCAGUCACCAAACAGGAACAGAUUACCGGCAGAAGGUCGGUCUCAAUCACUGCCGAGAAACAGAUCCCAAAUGUCUCCCGGAAACCGAGGCAACCAGUACGGCAGUCAAGGCUAUCAACAACAUAGAAGUGGCAAUCAUUCUUCAGUUGGAAAUCAGUCUCAAUCUUCGCCCAAAAGUCGGCCACAGUUUUCGACCAGAAACCGACCGCAGUCCUCGCCGGGAAAUCGAGCUCAGACUUCCCCCAGCUACCAACCACAUCAAUCUCAUCUAGAUAAUCAGUCUCAGUCUUCACAUGAAAAUCAGCAUAAUGCCUCCUCAGGAAACAGACCGCAGCAGCCGCCUCAUGACGACAGGUUGCGGUCGCUUCACGGUGCAAGAUCCCAGCAGUCGUCGUCGGGGAAAUACCCACACAGUAGCGGCGUCUCUAACUCGGGGGAACAGAGACCUCAUAAGGCCGAGAGUCACCCUCUGUAUCCACCAAGAAACAGACCUCAAUUCCAACAAUCAAAUCAAAGUAAUUCUCAGUCAGAAAAGUGGCCCCCCCCACCGGGAGGUCAGUCGAGACCGUCCGGGGUCCCGAGCCAAGGGAGGUACUCGAGGCCUUUUGGAAACAGGUCGGCCGAUCAACGCAAAUUUCCACCGGAACAACAAGCCUUAAGACAGAAAACUUUGAAGUCCAUUCCCACUUUAGAAUCCACCUUCUGUAAAGGCAGAGGCAGCGAGGAGACGCGUACCAACGAAGAUUCUCGAGGGCCGUCAAAUUUUGGGAGAGCAGAAGAACCCAAGAAAAUGAACAAGAAAUUUGAGUUGAAGAAUCCAGCGGCGAACAGACGACGAGAGAAUUAUGAAGACGACUUGGACUUCCCCCUGAUGGACACGUCCUUACCUCUAAUGAGUCCGAUGCCGUGCACCCCCGCUGCCCACCGCGAUGACCCGUGCCCCAUGUCAGACAACAGUGCCAUGACUCUGCCCACUUUGGAUACAAUACAGCCGCCUAUGAGUCCCAUGGCCCCUACCCCACGUCACCAGUCGCAGGAGGACGUCACGCCCCGGUUACAACCUCUCAGUCCGGUCGAACCGUCUGUCAGUCUGUCGGGAUCCAUAACUCCAUCCAGUUCGUCAUUCAUGUUGCCCUCGGCUCCCGGGCCCAUGAUGAGUCCCAUCCCUCCCACUCCGGGACGAGAGACGUCUCCGUGUCUGGUGAGUCCCAUGCCCGUGUUUCCCUCAAUAGGGCCGAUGGUCAGUCCACUUGCCAACACUCCAACACACAGUAUGGGAGAGAGCUUCUCAAUGAUGGGGAGCCUGUUGAGUCCCAUGCCCGCCACGCCUCUAGGAAUGACCGACGCCGAAGACCAUCCGCAGUCGUCUCACGAGAGUCGGUACCGCAGGCUUCGGGAGGCUACCGACCACUUCUCCGUGGGCCCCGUCAUGAGUCCCAUGCCACAGACGCCGGCUCACGUGCCUCAGAUGCCACCGGCGCAGCUCCCUAAGAGUCUGGGAAGUAAUUUAAGACAGACUUCUGUCGAACCGGCCAAAAGUCCGAUCCCUCCAGAGCCCGAAUAUUGUGAGGCCGACGAUUUCCCUCGGCAUCCGGUGUGGAGUCCCAUGCCGGUGUAUCCUUCGGUAGGACCCCUCGUUAGUCCCAUGCCGCAGACGCCUCGACACGCAGGAAACGAGAACGAGGAAAACGGGGGAAUGAGUCCUCUUCCUGCAUUACCCUCUGCUCCCGGUCCCCUGAUGAGCCCGUUGCCUCAGACGCCGUCGUACUUGUCCAAGUCUUAUGCUCAACAGUCCACUCUGGUUUACAUGCCCUUCACGCCUAAUGCUCACACCCCUCAGACGCCAACACACACACCACAGACGCCCCUUCACUUUCCUCAUACUCCCUCCCAACCUUCUUACACACCAGGACACACUUCUCAAACUCCAGCAAACGUCAGUCAGCCACAGACUCCCGUGACGCCGCCCUUAGCUUCUUUGACGCCGCUGCCGGCACCUCUGACGCCUAUACAGACGCCUCUUCAGAACCCCUUUACUCCUCUACCUCCUCCUCUGACGCCAAUACAGUCUCACUUGACUCCCCGCCAAGACUAUCAACCUCCUCAAGCCUUAACACACACUGAGAAGCCUCACUCUCCCACGGACUCUACUUCUCUAGCGAGUCCCCUCAACGACGCGAGUUAUGACGGAGGAGCGUACAGCCCCAUGCCGGUGUUACCGUCGGUUCCCGGGCCUCUGAUGAGCCCCAUGCCACAGACGCCACAACACGCGCCUCACAGCCCGUGUCCGAGUCUUUCUUCGGGAAUGACCGCCUCGGUUGUUUCCGGCCUGACGAACGAGCCGGUCUCGCCCGAAGCUAAAACUCCCGCAGGCAAAUUACAGCCCUUUGGUGACAGCGGCCCCUCUUUUAGUCCUGCGUCUCCAACGGUCCUUUCAGACGUAGAGACUCCCGUCGUCUCGUCCGCCGUCGAGUUUUCGGCCGAAACAGCGCCAAGUAUGGCCGACGACCCAGUGGCCAGCGUUUCUAGUAAUGGUAAUGCCGUUUCCUCUCCCUCCAUGUUCUGUCCACACGUCAGUGAUUCAGAGAUUAAGGCAGUUGAUUCACCAAUUCUUCAGAGUCAUUAUGACCACACUAAGCCCCAACACAGUAUAUUUAGUCCACUAUCACAGAUGUCUGAUGGGAUGGGUCUUCAAUCCAGCCCCCAGUUGCCUGCAAGUGUUGACUCACAUUCCAGCCCCAUGCAUCAGUCACACAUGUCAGAUAGUGUUGGUCCCCAUCCCAGUCCUGUGGGACAUAGCCAGAUAUCAACUGGUGUUGGUCCCCAUCCCAGUCCUGUGGGACAUAGCCAGAUAUCAACUGGUGUUGGUCCCCAUCCCAGUCCUGUGGGACAUAGCCAGAUAUCAACUGGUGUUGGUCCCCAUCCCAGUCCUGUGGGACAUAGCCAGAUAUCAACUGGUGUUGGUCCCCAUCCCAGUCCUGUGGGACAUAGCCAGAUAUCAACUGGUGUUGGUCCCCAUCCCAGUCCUGUGGGACAUAGCCAGAUAUCAACUGGUGUUGGUCCCCAUCCCAGUCCUGUGGGACAUAGCCAGAUAUCAACUGGUGUUGGUCCCCAUCCCAGUCCUGUGGGACAUAGCCAGAUAUCAACUGGUGUUGGUCCCCAUCCCAGUCCUGUGGGACAUAGCCAGAUAUCAACUGGUGUUGGUCCCCAUCCCAGUCCUGUGGGACAUAGCCAGAUAUCAACUGGUGUUGGUCCCCAUCCCAGUCAGCCUCAGAUGUUCUCAAGUUCUGGGUCACAUGCCAGCCCUCUGGGACAAGCCCAAGUGUCAGCAGGUAUUGGUUUCCACCCCAGUCCCAUAUCUCAGUCCCAGAUGUCUUCAUGCUCUGGUUCACAUCUCAGCCCAGGUCCUCAUCCCCAGCUGGGUGUAGGUGCUGGUCCUCACUCCAGCCCAGUUGUACCUGCAGUUGUGUGUCCUCAACCCAGUCCAGUGCCCCAGUUAUCUGAUGGGCCUCACUCCCAUCUGUCCGUGGGCGGUGGUGGUCUCUCCUCUCCGGCACCGCUCGCUCGGGUGGAUUUACCCGCCUGCUCUCGGGGUUUCUCCGUAGACCGGGCGACGGUUACGACGCACUCGACCGUCUCGGUGCCGGCGGUUACGACGACCGUUUCCGUCGGUCUGCCGACGUCGCGGGUAAACGCCAUUAGCAUCUUGAGCGGGAAUGACGAACCUCUGAAAGUUACCGACAGUUUUCAUCACGAGACGCUACCCAUGGUGACCGCUGUCGGUGACCCAGUCGAUAUUCUUCCUAAAUCCUCUCCCUCUGUAUGGUCACAUCUGACUCCUCUCUCACAGUCUGUUCCUGUAAACCCAACUACCAUCUCACAACUUUCCUCCACAGAAACCAUUUACUCAUUAACACCACCUAAUAAUAUUUCCACCAUGGGUAACAUCUCCAGCGGACAGCUGACGCCAUUAGUGGCGUCUCUUACGACAGAUGUCCCCGACGCCGCCGCCUUCUCCGCACGGGCGACUCAGUCUCCGAGUAUUUUGAAAGCCACUUUGUCCAGGCCAAACCGUAUGGAAUCCUCGGCCAAGACGGCGUCUCCUUGUGUCCAGUUGCAGAACUCUAUGUAUCUGAGCGGCAUGUCUCAACUUCAGCCGCAGAUGAUCCAGGCUGCGUCCACUGACUUACUUCGGCCCCGGGCCGCCCCCCCGUGUAAUAAUCAAGACGUGGCUCGGGGAAUCGCGGGCGCAGCAGCAGAACCCGCCCCCAUAUUGUUCUCGAGCGUCGGCCAACCGCUGCCGGCCGGUUCCAUCUUAGACGGGGUGCAGACCAACUUCACCCUUCCUCAGACUUCAUUUCCACAGGAAGUGACGGGUCUGCCUCAAAUGAUACUGAUGCCUCAGAUUCAUGGGCCAGUUCAGAUCAGCAUCCCACACACAAUUCCCACAACCCUCGCCGGUCAGCCGCUCUCCUUGCCUCUGGUGAUAGCACCGGUCGUUUCUCAGGCAGAUAAUCAGUCCACUCAGAAUGCGACGACGGCGGCCGCCCCAAACCUCGACGGAGCCGACCGAUGCGCCGUCACAAACCUGAUCCUCGAUGCAUCCAGAACAUCGCCCAAAAUAACCAUCCCGUUCUCACAGAGCUCGGCAGGCCCCACGGGACCCGGCGUUAUUAACACAAAUAUUGCUGGACUUGAGUAUACUGUACCUAUUACAUCUAUAGGCAAAGGUAUUGACAAUGGAGGGAGUGAAGCCCGGCCCACUUCACCGUGUGACGCGUACCAAACAAUAGCGAGAGUCGCGGUCAACGAUCCAGCGACGGGCAGCCGUGAAGGAACUUUAGAUAUGGUUCAGCAGGCUUUCCAAUCCUCCCUUCUUGAUACAACCGAAGAUUUUCAGGGGGCGGAUAAACCCGCCAACAAAAUGUUAGCGGAGAUAGUCGAGGAGUUGAGCAAUCAAGACUUCGGUUUACCUCUGGGGGAACAGACGGACGCCGCCUUGGACAUAGAAGACGGCGAGAAUCUCGACGCCCGGCAGAACGACAUUACUCUUUCGGACGGUUGCCGUACCGGCGAACCCUCCGUGAACCCCGGACUCGCGGAUUACGACGCGACGGGGACGACUCCCGCCGUGCAGAGCCGCGAACAGCCGUCGGGCGAUAACGAGGAAGAGAGCACCGAUACGCACCGGCCUUCACAGUUACCUCCGGUCUUGAUGGCCAUGGAAGCCUUGUUUGAACAGGAGAUGGAGAAGGAUGCACAGAAUGAACAAGACAGUGAAAAGAAAGAUAAGGAGAAAAGGGAUGAUGCAGCAGGAGGUGAGGAGACCACAAACUCAUCAUCAAACGUCUUGGAAAAAUUGACAAAAACUGAAGCGCUCAAAGACUCGGCCGUGGUCGACGUCGCCCGUUUACCCCACGACGGAGUGGCCCCGUCGUACUCGUCGCCCGUCUUGAAGGGCCUGUUGAGCGGGACGAGCACGUCGGAUCACAUAGCAAGGCCUUGGGGAACUCCAAACUUCUCUUCAACAAACCCCUUCUUCACCGACACUUCCAAUGACAUAACAUCGCAGACGAAAGAAACUCUGCCGGAAACAUCCGCCGCGUCCCUACUGCCGGCGGCGCUCCGGUCCCCCGUGGCUCCCUCCGGCGUGCCACAGACCUUCAAUGUGGACAAAGAGUCUCUACUCGCGUCUGUUAUUAAUUCAUCUCUGGGAGUGAGUGCAUCUCCCGGACCCACGAUGAACGUCACAAUGCCCGGUUCAUCGUCGACUGUACCAACUUCAUUUGUGAAUAUAUUCCCACCGGUGUCCUCGGUGGGAUCCACGACCCCGGUGUCUUCAUCGCCGCUCUACCCAGCGGCUGCUCUGACACACGCUUCUCCUAAAACAAAUUUGUCGCUUCUGUCGUCGCCGACGCUCUUAAACUCGGCAUCUAAAGAUGACACAAAUCUUGCAGUAUCUGGAGGUACUGGAAUGACAAGCACCACCAUGAUACCAAUCAGUGUCUCAAAUAUUAAAGUACAUGACUUGUCUGUGGAGGCGAUGGCACAGAUAGUGUCGGCAGAAACUGCACACUUACCCGAGCUGACGGAGUCGUCGGCAUAUUCUCGCGGGACGGCGACUGCCGCAUCGCCCGUGGCCGCGGAGGCGUCGGCAUCCUCGUCUUUUGGAGACGUUCGGAUCGUCGCUUCGAGUUCCGUCGUGCCCGAGUCAUUUAUGGGGUCUCGCUCGGACGUUGGUUUUACCGGAUCCACCGUGUCCCAUCUAAAGGCCACAUCACCGUUUCACACCACAUCCACUACACCGGCACCAACCCACGUCGGCGUCGCCAAUCACCCUGCGACACCGACCUCCCUGACAGCACCAAACACGACUCCAACAACCAUCAGCACUUGUGUCUCACCAGUACACACCCUGUCACCCUCGGGUCUGGCAUCGCAGGGUAAUUCCAACAGUUAUGUCCAGAAUGACACCCUCUGUUACAGCCAGUCCAACAGUUAUGUCCAGAAUGACACCCUCUGUUACAGCCAGUCCAACAGUUAUGUCCAGAAUGACACCCUCUGUUACAGCCAGUCCAACAGUUAUGUCCAGAAUGACACCAUCUGUUACAGCCAGUCCAACAGUUAUGUCCAGAAUGACACCAUCUGUUACAGCCAGUCCAACAGUUAUGUCCAGAAUGACACCAUCUGUUACAGCCAGUCCAACAGUUAUGUCCAGAAUGACACCCUCUGUUACAGUCAGUCCAACAGUUAUGUCCAGAAUGACACCAUCUGUUACAGUCAGUCCAACAGUUAUGUCCAGAAUGACACCAUCUGUUACAGCCAGUCCAACAGUUUUGUCCAGAAUGACACCAUCUCUUACAGUCAGUCCAACAGUUAUGUCCAGAAUGACACCAUCUGUUACAGCCAGUCCAACAGUUUUGUCUGGGAUGUCACCUCCUGUAACAGUCACAUCUGGGGUUACAAUAGGUGUUGUGAUGACUCCAGCUCUCAUGUCCAAAAUGUUACCAUCUGUAACAGUUUCACCAACAGUCAUGUCAAGGAUGUCAUCGUCUGUUACAGUCAGCCCAACAGUCAUGUCAAGGAUGUCAUCGUCUGUUACAGUGAGCCCAACAGUCAUGUCAAGGAUGUCACCAUCUGCUACAGUUUCACCAACAGUCAUGUCAAGGAUGUCACCAUCUGCUACAGUUUCACCAACAGUCAUGUCAAGGAUGUCACCAUCUGCUACAGUUUCACCAACAGUCAUGUCAAGGAUGUCACCAUCUGCUACAGUUUCACCAACAGUCAUGUCAAGGAUGUCACCAUCUGCUACAGUUUCACCAACAGUCAUGUCACCGUCUGUCAUGGCCACUGUGAUUCCCGUAGUCACAACAACAAAUGCCUCUGGAGUCACUCCUCAGUGUUUUACCGUGUCUGGUACAACACAGCCUCAUGCCACAGUCAGCUGCUGCAGCACCCCAGGUGUCACACAGCAGCCUCAUGCCACAGUCAGCUGCUGCAGCACCUCAGGUGUCACACCAUAGCAGCCUCAUGCCACAGUCAGCUGCUGCAGCAACCCAGGUGUCACACAGCAGCCUCAUGCCACAGUCAGCUGCUGCAGCACCUCAGGUGUCACACCACAGCAGCCUCAUGCCACAGUCAGCUGCUGCGGCACCCAGGUGUCACACAGCAGCCUCAUGCCACAGUGCUGCUGCAGCACCCCAGGUGUCACACAGCAGCCUCAUGCCAGGUGUCACACAGCAGCCUCAUGCCACAGUCAGCUGCUGCACAGGUGUCACAGCAGCCUCAUGCCACAGUCAGCUGCUGCAGCACCCAGGUGUCACACAGCAGCCUCAUGCCAUCAGCUGCUGCAGCACCUCAGGUGUCACACCACAGCAGCCUCAUGCCACAGUCAGCUGCUGCAGCACCUCAGGUGUCACACCACAGCAGCCUCAUGCUACAGUUAGCUGCUGCAGCACCCCAGGUGUCACACAGCAGCCUCAUGCCACAGUCAGCUGCUGCAGCACCCCAGGUGUCACACAGCAACCUCAUGCCACAGUCAGUUGCUGCAGCACCCCAGGUGUCACACAGCAGCCUCAUGUCACAGUCAGCUGCUGCAGCAACCCAGGUGUCACACAGCAGCCUCAUGCCACAGUCAGCUGCUGCAGCACCCCAGGUGUCACACAGCAGCCUCAUGCCACAGUUAGCUGCUGCAGCACCCCAGGUGUCACACAGCAGCCUCAUGUCGCAGUCAGCUGCUGCAGCACCCCAGGUGUCACACAGCAGCCUCAUGCAACAGUCAGCUGCUGCAGCACCCCAGGUGUCACACAGCAGCCUCAUGCCACAGUCAGUUGCUGCAGCACCCCUGGUGUCACACAGCAGCCUCAUGCCACAGUCAGCUGCUGCAGCACCUGAGUUGGACAGAAGUGGUCCGAUUGAACGUCCACCACAGCAGACCCCACACAGGAUACCUCAUUUCAAGAAGCAGUUGAUUUCCUGGAGAAAAAACACUGCACAUUUUUCAGAAGAUUCUGAUAUAGAGAAAGAUUCCAAGGCAGCCAGUCAUGAUGUAAAGACUGAUCAGGGAGUCAUGGGAAGUAGCAGUCCAGACGUUUCUUCAAAUCCCCAGCCCAACAGGUUUGAGGCUUAUCCGCCUGUGUCUAGCUCCGGAAGCUACCAGUCAGUAUUAAUACCCCGUCCUGGAGCUUUUGAACACUCCGGGUUGUCAGCGAUGAGAAUGGUCGUAGCCGUGCCGCCGACUGUACUCGUCACACAGGCCAGGGGCUUGCAGGCCGACACCGUGGGUCCCAGCCCCGUGUCCGACAACGACACGCAGUCCGUGGACUCUCUCGGAUCCAUCGGGGUUGAGUUACAACAUCCGCUGUCCAGCCGACUAUCAUCUGGCGGCGAUUUAGACGCUCGACUGCCUCCGACCCCGGUGGGCCACAUUCGACGAAUCAGAGAAUCUCCGUCACUGUCGAGUAAUUCAAAGAGUAGAGCAGAUUGGUCAUCGACGGAGAGUACUCCCAACAACUUCAAAGUUCCUACAUCUUCACCAUACCUGGACCUACAGACUCAGCAGACAUCUCCAUUAUCUUUAGUGAUUCAAAAAGCCGGCACGAGCAGCACCGGUAGUCUGUCCGCUGCUAUUAACGAGAGUCUCAUGAAGAAGUCUGGCGUUCACUCCGAUGGCCAGGUGUUUCGCGACUCUUCUCUACAGCACCUGUCUCACCAUUACCCGUUUUCUCUUCCCGUGCCGAUUCAGGAAGUGUCCGCGCGAGACGAACGCGUUCCUUUCCGUAAGAGAUCGAUCACAAUAACCACCGAGGAUUCCACGGACUCGGACGUGCAGUACCAGGGAACGUCCACUCCGUCACAAGCCGCUUCUUGUCUGAGAGGAACCUCCGGCUCGGCGGCGACCAAAACCUGCGGCGCGAGUCCUCCCGCCGAGGAACGGGGGCUGCAGACGAUGGCUCCGCCGAGCACGCCGGGCGUCGCCUCUCUUCCGACACACCUCAUGAACUACCCGCUUUAUCCUAUUAAACACAGACAAGAGAUUGGAGGCAGAGCCGGCGAGCAUCAGGCGUAUAAAGAUCGUCCCUUCUUGAGAGAGGCCGGGUUGCCUCCGUCCAAAGUGGGGCCUCCGCCUCUCAUGACCUCUACGGAAGUUAGCCAUCAGCAUUCUGUUUCGUACGUGACACAGUCUAACCCCAGGUCUCAUUUACCCAUGAAUGAAGAGUCUUCCCAGAAUGUUGGUAAGGAGGAUGAUGGCCGCCGCUUCUGGAGGUUCCCCACCCAAGAACUGAGGGAAAUGCCUCGGGAAAUUGGUCUACUGGCUCACAUGAGCAGACAAGUACCGUCGGAGAUGAGGAGGUGGCCGCCGGAAGUGCAGAACCAAAUAGUUGCACACAUUAGAGCGAGUCAGAAUCUGAGCCACAUGUACCAUCCUCACAUGAACCAGUUCUUGCUACGAGGACGAUUCCCACAGUCGCCUCUGUUGGAUCGUCUGCAGAGACAUCCACCGGACUAUCCGUCGGCACAGUACUACCAGCAGUGCCACGGUGUACCCGAGAGACACACGGUGUUAAGUGCCGACAACACCGUUAAGAAAGAUAUAGAUAAAGAACAUAAACAAUGCCAGGAGAAUUCCCCGGACGACAGUCUCAUCGUGGUGGACGACUCGCCCGAUCCCGUUCUGGACGACGCCCCAGAUCCGGUCUUCCCGCAGGCCGAGAUCAACAUUCCUCCGCUGUCGGAAUCCGUGUCGUCGGGACCCGGCAACAUUCCGGCGGUGUCGGAAAGUUCUAGUUUGGAAGGCUUGGGAGAGUCGUUACAGCACCAUGUUUCUUCCCAGAAGCUUUUGAGCGACGGCAAGUCAAAGAUUUCAGCGCUGCUCGUCCCUGCAGUUAGCCCUGGGCUGACAGAAGCGCCGCCUCACACUCCCGAGUUAGGGCCCGCUCAGCCCCCACCGGACUCGGCCGUCGUCGGGUCCGGUACUCUCGCUGUGGCCGCUACUACGGAGAGUGGUGGCAGUUCGUUGAGCGGCACGGUGUGUAGCGCAGCAGAUAAUGGCAUCAGUAGUACUUCUAAUAACACGGCAAAUACGUACGGCGGGAGUGGCGUUGUCGAGUCCGGUCCGCAGAAUGACGACCUGGACUUCCCCCCAGAUAACACUCAACCUUUAGCAGAAGACCAGAGCGACGGGGCUCGUCCCGAACAGGCCGGCAAGCUCGGCAAAUUUCUCAUGAGAGUUAACCGAGGCUCCGUGGACCAUUCCCGGGCCGAGGCGAGCACUCCUCUCAGCGUGAUCGGCGUAGGAGACGACACCGCUGGUGUCGUCGAAGAUGCCCCGCCGUCCAGUAGAGAGGAGCCGGAGUCGAGCGUCAGACAACACUCCCACGGACUAAAGGAGCCAAACUUUGAAGUGAGUCUCUCGGAAACUCAGCUCAGCGACCUGCGGAACAUCCACCAGUUCCAACAAGAUGCGGAUCGUCAGUUUAGUCGCGGGUUCAAGAAGAGCAUCACGGAAAAGUUUGAGGACGACAACGCCACGAGCGAAGUCGACACGGUGCCGCCGAAGGAGGACUGCAUCUCGAGGGGCGCUCAGAACAAGAAGACCACCGCCACGAGUUCACCGGCAGACAAGACCACGUCUUCCGACCAUCUCGGCGAGACGCUCUCGAUACUCAAAGUCAUGGCGGGAAGCUCAAAAGAUCAAAGUCUCUUAGAUGUGCUGGAAGAUAAGGCGAAGGAUGCUGAAGAUAACAGACUAGCCAAGGGGAGCGAUUCAACCUUAGACAAACCAUUUACCGAAGCCGUUGGGGGCUGCGAAAUAACCGGGCCAUCGUCUCUUAACUUCCUCUCCUCCAAAGGCCACUUGCUGCCGCCCCAAGACGACAGUGACGCCGACUCGGUGCGGACCGUUCACGACUCCAGGAUCAUCGGACGACGGAGCAGUUCGUCGAGCCAGUCCAGCAACUCCUCGGGGUUUUCCGGUAACUCCCCGCCUCCGUUCUCUCCCCCGAGAUCCGUCGGCCUAGAUUCCUCGGACGAAGAAGAAGAGGAGAUCCGACGACCACCUUCACCAAUAGAUACGGGCGAGAAAGAUUUAGUGUCUGCUUCAUGUCUGGAACCUUUAAAGAGCAGUUUUUUACCUUCAGAGAGAGAGGUCGCCACCACGGAGACAGAGAGGGAGGUCGCUGCCACGGAGACAGAGAGAGAGGUCGCUGCCACGGAGAAGCUAACGUGCGAGGACGGCACACAACGACCGCGUCUUCCCUGCCGGCAAGAUUUACCCAACUCUCCACCUGAGGGAGAAGAAACAUUGUUCAAUUGUUCAGAGGAGAAUCUUUGCUCCUCCUCUAGACGAGAUCCCGCGACACCCGCGCAAGGUCCUGCGUCUCGGGAGGAACCCCCCACCGGCGACGACUGUCGGUCGCCAUCGCCUGUGUCGGUGCAGGGACCUGACACACCUCCACACUCAAAUAUAAUCCCAGAGCAGUGUCUAGCCUCACAGAGUAGCCAGUCACCCAGGGUAGGAUCGUUAAGUCGACCCGGUCAGGAUGAGGCUCUUACCCGAGGUGCUCUGCCCGGGCGGGAGACGGACUCGCAUCCCGUGAAAGACGUAGAAUCUGCCGUGGGUAAAAACACGCCGGACCACAGUGACCAGGAGAUACCGAAGCUGGUGCUGAAGCUGCCCACAAAGGGAGCACUUAAAGCAUUUACUGAGGACUUGCUUCCUAAGAUGUCCCGGGAGAAGACUCGUCCGGUUGCACUCGACACUCCCGACAGCAGUUCUGAGGUCACUUCGACGACGCCGGACAAUCCCGUCUUGGCCGUGACCCUCAAGAAGGGACGUGGAAGGCCCAAAAGUUCGCCCCAGAGAAAACCUCAACGUAGACAGGCGCCGCAGGUCCGAUCAAAUACUGUAAAGAAAAAUUUAGGCAGAGGAACCAGGAAGGGCAAGUUGUUUAAUGAUUACUUACUCCAGGAUAGUGUCCCUGGUGAGAUGUCUUCAAGAGAUGAUUAUCUCUCUGACAAAACUGAACCAGUCAGAGUAACACCUCUACUACCUGCGGCCUCUGAGGUGGUUCCCGAGGCGCAGGUUACGCGUAGAGGGAGGAGACGAGCUUGUGCUAAUGUAUCCUCCUAUGCCGAGUUCUUUGAUUCAGAUGCACCGACUCCGUUGACCCGGCCACUACCCAUUUUGGCACCGUUACCUCAGGUCAACCAGUCUUUGUUGCAGAUCAAAAGUGCAAGACCGCUGCCAGAAAUGCCAACGGACGUUUGCUUUGUGCCCCCUAGCAAGAGGCGUAGAGGACGUCCCAGGAAGAACCCCGCCGCACCCGCUGCCAAAAUUGUGCCCAAAACUUCAGUCCUUUUAAGUAAUAAUAUAGGUGAGGAUUCAGCGGUAGUCAGGGAAGGUUUGGCAUCAAGUGACCUUCCAUCAUCUGCAACGACUACCGGCGAGCAGUCGUCUCCCACAACCAGAGUCAGUGGAGGUACAGCAGUCACUGAAGAGAGAAUAAAACCUCAAGAAGCAAAGACUCCCACCCAGACAAUCCAAACUACCAAGAGACCAAGAGGGAGGCCUCCGAAGAAGUCCAAUAGUGCACAACUCUUGUCCACUUCUGACGGAAACCUCUCACAGGCGGCGGAAGACGAACAGACCGGUCGCACGACGGCGCGUGACUACGUGCAGACGACGCCACAGCCCGAACCGAGGAACAAAUUAGCUCUGGAAGCUGCGUCUCCACAACUCGUCGUCAAGGUCAACAAGGACUCCAAACUGAAGAUAACCAUCCGACGGGCGGUGGUGGAGAAGAGAGGUGCGGACUGUUUGCUCGCCGCGCCCCAGAGGAAGAAGAGGAAACUGAACCAUCCAUCCAACCCCACAGACGUACACCGGGAGGCUGGAGACAUCACCGGCACCGUGGAGAGAUGCUCCGUAUCCCCAAUAUCUAGGGAAUCUCCAGAGACUUUACCGCUUCACUGUGACCCCCACGACCCCCUGGGUAUUGACCUCGUCGAAGAUUCGCGUCUCGGACCGAAUGCCAGGAAGAACAUAUAUGAAUUCGACGACGACGUGAGCGACGAAGACGUUCCGGUCGCCCAGAGGUUGAAGAGUCUGCGUAAAAAGAACACUUCCGUGUACAGACGAGUCAGGAAGAUCGUACGGAACGCCAAGAGAACUCCUGCACACGACCCAAACUUCAGUUACUUGAAGACGCCAAAUCGAACACCCUGCCACACCCCGGUGUACUCCACUCCUUCUUACACCCCCAUGUACUCCCCCAUGUAUACUCCCGUUCACAGAAUCAACUACACGGGCCCGGGCUCAACCCCCCGUCACUUCUCUCAGGACUGCCUCAAGAUACGUCUACGCAAGAAGCCUCGCUCCGAGCAGCACGUCAUUCUCAAGAUCAAGAACCCGCAGCUCGACCAACUAACUUCAGAAACUCAACACCAGGAAGAUAUGGCAGACGCGAUAGAUAUGUCGAGAAGUUUAUAUAGAGCCACCGAAGACGACUCGUGCAGGACCAACGAGGAGAAUAAUAACAGUAAAGGCGAAGGGCGUGACGAUAGGGACGACGUGACGGCCGCGGCGUCGCCCCUCCAAGAGAGCGCUUCCUCCUCGGGUGGCGUAAACGUCCGGACAUUUGAACGCGGAAAGGUUCCACGAUCGCGUAUUGAAGUAAAUUCACCAGCGUCCGAAAUGCCCGGCGAAGCGACGGCCGAGGAUCCCCUGCGCGUCACAGAAAAGUCCUCUCACGCGACAUUAGAGAUUAACCCUCUUUCUGGGGCAGAGAAAUCGACGGCAUUAACUUCGGACGACUCGGUAUUCGUCGGCCUCGAAAAAACUUCUAAAUCAAGUUCACGAAAGUCUGCAGCACAGAGUCGGGAGAAGUCGCCAACAUCUCGAGCGCAAAGAUCUGAAGCGAGGAGUCCGGAAGAUACUCCGCAGGCACACAAGACGGCCCCGGCGGAGAACAGUUCCCCGGGUAAGCCGCUCAUUCCCACGUUAAUCAUAAAGAAGUCUCUGAUCUCGGGAUUCUCUUCCACCUUCGAGGAAACGGGCGACAGACACAAGACGCAACAGAGCUCAAGAGUCGAGAGGACGGACGACGGUUUUGUCAUUCCCCCGACGCCGGUCCACGUCAUGCUGAGGCUCAAACGGUGCAACUCUCACUGGGAACAAGAUGAAGGGUCGCGCAAUAGCGACAAGACGAGCGACUUCUGCGUAUCUCGCGGCGAAAGACAGCGAGACGACACAGAAGCCACGACCGACGGAGGAGUGACGGAGUCGGACGCGACCGACGGCGAGAGUACUGCAGCGAACGACGAGCCGGUCGCCGAGGUUCAGGUACCGCUCAAGAUCAAGAUACGUGCACCGGCGGCGAACGAAGGCUUGUCUAACGUAGAGAACAUUGACGAGGACAUUGAUAAUGGUAAACACGAGGAGAAACCGACAGACUGUUCCAAAACCUUGGUAGAACGAGAGAGUCAGAGGAAGAGGGAACAGAGUGAUAAAGCCCCGUCGGACGCUACUACUGCGUCGCGACAGCCCUCCACUCUGCCACCCGUCACGUCAACUGUAAAUUCUAGUUCGACGAACACCUCAGCACCGGUCGCAUCACCACCACACAGCCCUAACAAAUCACAACUAGAUGCACCACUACUUGAGACACCAACAAAUGCACCUCACCAUGACAAACCUUCAGUUGAUGCUCCACGGCACAAAACACCGCCGUUAGAUGAUCCACCGGCCAACUCGUUACAGAAAAACUCUUCUCCCGGCGUACCUCGGCCGUCCGUUUCCCCGGGUAACUCUCCACAAAGUUCCAGCCCGCACGAGUCGACGCCACAUCGCGUAUCGACGCAGUCUUCCUCGUCACACUCCGUCGUGACAAAGCCUCCCUCGGCGACCCGUCCUCCUCCUCCCAAUUCCACUCCGCGUUCUGCUUAUUCUUCCAGGGUGGAUUCGGUGGAACUGGAAUUGGCGGCAAUCUUAGGCUCCCCUAACAAAGGCUCAGAGAGAAUAGAGUCAUCAGACAGCAGGGCUCUGGAUGAUGCUGACUUGGAGGCUCUGUUGCUGGGGGACAAGAGCGUAAGAAGCGUCACACCGACGGUACUGCACGAAUUUCUCGAUAAACGCGACGACUCCGCCCCCGACACCUCUCCCGUCGUGGGAAGGCCGCCGCGCCCCGACGAGCAUCGACCGCCGAGUCCUCCCGGCGGCGACAACAACGAAGCGCCGGCUCCGGACACUCCGACUCCGCUAGAAGCGGCAGGCGACUCGACGGCGUCUCCACGAGAAGUGGCCUCGAAGACGUUUCUCGUACAAGAUAUAAAGUUGAAAACUCCCCCUAAAGUAAUGUUGCAAAAACUCUCACCUGAUAUUAUAUGUACAUUUAGAUCAUCUUCAGAGUCGGGCAUCCAGGCCCCCAAGAAACAGUCAAAACGACUCGUGUCGUCCACUGCGCCGCCGACCGGCAACCCCACGGCAGAAGACGUCGAGGACGGCAACGUCACCGCAUCUCCCGAGGCCACAAAGGUCGUAGAGUCCGCAAAGAAGAGAAUUCUGACGAGUCCUUCCGACGGCAAAGAGAGCAAAAAGCCUCGUAGGAGUGAGAGGAAGGUGAGAUCAGGGGAAGGGUGUACACCAGUUGAGGCAAAACUUGAGAGAAGCUGCCAGAGUGAAAAGGCUCAAGAAAGUUGUCCCUCUGACCUAGUUCCUCAGCGCCCCGUAAACCACAAGAGUGCGGAGAACAUCGAACCUCCUACACCUACAUCACGAGGGGAGUCUGUUGAUACUACCACGAGAGACGGCCGUGACGAUGCCGGUCCUGAAACUGGUUCCCGUCCCCCGAGCUGUGAUAAACGACGGAGCUCGCACGUAACGGAGACCGAGGAGGAUCCAACCUCGUCCACCAUAGUUAGCGACCCAGGAGCAGAAGCCAGAGUUGAGGGAGUCGUGAAUGCCGACGAGGGUAAACCUAAACCGACGUCCGCUUCUCCCUGUGCUGUUGACGGCCAUCGGUCUAGAAACGUCGCCGCCGGCUCGGAUGCGGCGACUGGCACAAGAGAGAACGGGGCCGACGAUUCAACUCCGAGGAAUAAAAAUUCCAGCGCCGAAACUGGCGAAGUCAACCUGAGACAGAGCAGUAGGUUACGCCAGAACGCAGACCUCAGGCGGAAUACGCGGGGAAGGAGCCGAGGCAGAGGAACGUCGAGUGUCCGAAGAUCCAGAAUCAAAUCCAUGGCCAUAAUUGAUUCUUCGAGCGAUUCGCCGGACGAGAGCUUCAACUUGUCUGCCACGAGUAAGAUGAAGAGUAAGAAGAUGGUGUUGAGCAAAGGGAGAAGAAAGGAGAGGACAAAGAAGAAGACCGCCGCAGACAAUGUCGGUCAGCGUGAUCCAGACUUGAAUAAGAAGACCGUGAAGAAUUUGAUAUUCAACAACGCAAUCUUCCAGGCCAGUGUGAAAAGAACUGUGUGUAGAAUAUUUUCCAGCGAGUCUGACAACGACGAUUGUCCGGCCGGUGACUCGAAUCAACGGCCCACGAACACUAAAAUAAGCAUGCCAACUAAGGAAGGCGAUGUGCAGGCUCCAGAAGACGUCGACGGCCUCGAGAAGAGGUCGAUGCCCGCAAGAACCACAUCGGCAGCCGGUGGAGAGGGUAAAAAUAAGAACGCCGGCAACAGUGCCUCGCCGUCCGAAGCAGGCGAGGACGGCCCGACGACAACGGAUCCCAAAGUGCCGAGAAAUAAGACAAAAUCAACGUCUUCGGCGAGCACUACGGGGAAACACGUUCCCACAUUAUGCGAGGUGGUGGACGAGGUAAACACAUCAGCUGGUAAUGAAGACACGACAAACACAAGAGAGAAGCCUUCAAAGACUCCACCUACUGCAAGACCCAGGAGGUGUGUGAGAGAGGAAAAUGAAACAAGUGAAGGUAGGAAAGAAACAAGUGAAGGUAGGAAAGAAACAAGUGAAGGUAGGAAAGAAACAAGUGAAGGUAGGAAAGAAACAAGUGAAGGUAGGAAAGAAGAAAAUGAAGAUAGGAAACGAAAUGGAAGCAAGAAACAACCCGUCCCUACAGAAAAGACGUCAGUAAACCCCGUCUCAGAGUCUUUAGAUCUCCCUGACGACAUUGAAGAGACUUUGAGGCGGCUGGAUGGUUCGUCGCCCAACACGUCCGUCGGUAGUCCUCCUCCAGUCAGCACCAGGAGUAACAGAACGUCCACAUCUGAUACCUCAAUGGAACACGGCAACUCCGGCAGUGAAGCGGAAUCGCGCAAGGGUGAGACGGAGGGAGCGAGUGUGGAUAAAUCUGUUAAAGUAUCCGACAGAGACUCGACCCCAAAGAAAGCAGAUGCUAUAGAGGACGAGAGUAAAAAGUCGCCAAGGAAUAAAGAUACGGCGGAGCCAACGGUCGCCGAGGAUCCUCUAACGCCGGGCGCGCCGAGUAGCAAAGAACGCAAACCGGCCGUCAAAAUCAGUCCAAAACAGACACGGGAGACUCAAGCUGCCGGUGAGAAAAAUUCAUCCCGCGGCGCUAAACUUCAGAACAGGGUGACGGAAGUGACCAUCACGUCCAGCGACGAAGACUCCAACAGUGCCGGUGACGUUAUUGUGUUGGACGAAGACGAUUCUUGUGACCAAGGGAAGGGCGGCAUGGGUGUGAGGGCCGGCGGUAAGAUUAAUGGCGGUGCUGGGGGUGGUCUUUCCCGGGGUGCUGUUACAGGUGCUGCCUUAGACAUUCCUCCCAGAGACGCUCCAGCGAGACACCUUCGUACGGGGAGCGGCGGGAAGGGCGGCAGCGGAGGAGACGACGGCUCCGCUCCCACGCCGGACGUCCACCACAAGUCCAUCCAGUACAGCGACGGCGUCAGCGACCACGACUCGGAGUACCGAGACUCCAUGUGGAAUAUGGCCUUCUUGACUCCCGAACGCAGAGAGAGAGACGAGAUAUCCCCCCCUCAGCCAGACUCUCCAGAAGGAUUCACGUGUGGGAGAGGCUUGCGGCCCCAACAAGUGUAUCCAACCCUCCUCACACUACAACUUGGAAGCUUUGAGAGUCCAGUACGACGAGAUCACAGUGAGUCCUCCACAAACUUAGACUCGAGCAGCGGAGGCGCCUCAGAGAACAGGACCCAUAAGAGCCGGCAGAAACCUCAGGGAUACGUAAGUGUCGGGGGAAAGUGCAACGGACGGAAGACUUCCGCCGGCGACGCAACGGAAAAACUCGUCGUGUCGCCGGAAGAUUCGACCGCCGGAAGCGACAGCGGAGAGACGGAAAUGUUGCCCGUCGAGGAAGUGGAAGUUGUUGAAGGCUUACCCCAGGUCCUCACUCCAGAUGACCAGGAGACUCAAGACCCGUUGGCCGACGCGACGCCCAGAAAUGACGACAUUUUAGAGCUUGGAGAGACUACGGGAGGGAUCGAUCUCCUCGACGCCGACGACUUCGCCCUCAUCUGUAAACGGAGGCGACCAACACUGCUUAAGGGUCUGAGCAGAGAAAUUGUGGUGAACUGCAAGUCGUCCCAAAAAAGUGUCUUUCAUCCCGCUCACCGUGGCGACGGCAGCUCUAAGAACGCCUCGUCCCCUUCAGAACGUGACGGGCUCGGCAGCGGGUCAGACGACGAUGUGGUAAAACCGAGACAGAGCUGUACUGCCAGAGAGAUGUCAACUGAUGAUGGACAAGCCUGUGAGAGACAGAGAGACUCACAGAGAAGAGGCGAACUUAGAGACAAGGUGCGGUCGUCUAGUGUAGAGAUCUUGAAGUCCCCCUUGAUAAUGCCGUCUUACCCCGAGGAGUACCUCAUGUCCACAGACUUUGAAGUGAAGGACAAACAAGAUGACGAGACUCACAGUUUCCAGGGAGAAAUCCUCACCAUGUGUAGUUCCGACGACGAAGACGACGACACCAAGUGUACGCCAAAAUCGGUCCCCUCGGCCACGGGACGGACCCAACGGCCCGACGACAGCAGCAAGCCAUCCUCUCAGCGCAUCAACGACUCCAUGGACGCCAUCGGCUUUGGGAGUAGGAGUAACAGCUGCCAUUCCCCCGACAUUGACUUCGACAUCUUGGAGGGAGAUCUCUUCGGAAACAGCCGGGAGAGUGGUAAUUCAGAGAGAGAUUCCAGCCCGUUGACAAGUCCAGACCCCAGCAGUAGCCUCGUGUCGUCCUCCUCCCGCAGCGUUGUGUUAUCUGACGACACAUCUUGGGAGUGUAUGAGAAACAUUGAGGAAUAUAUUAAUAGGACCGCUCCUAAGGUGCCAUCCUCACACUGUAGGUCUUCUCCAUCACACACUACCAGGAGUCAUGCCCAGGUGUCAGCCACAACCAUAGAUGGUGCCCAGGUGUCAGCCACAACCAUAGAUGAUGCCCAGGUGUCAGCCACAACCAUAGAUGAUGCCCAGGUGUCAGCCACAACCAUAGAUGAUGCCCAGGUGUCAGCCACAACCAUAGAUGAUGCCCAGGUGUCAGCCACAACCAUAGAUGAUGCCCAGGUGUCAGCCACAACCAUAGAAGAUGCUCAGGUGUCAGCUAAGGAGGAUACCCAGCUGUCAGCUAAUGGAGAUGCCCAGAUAUCAGCUAAAACUAAUGAUGAUGCCCAGGUGUCAGCUAAGGAAGAUGCCCAAUUGUCAUCUGAGAAAAAGGAUGAUGCCCAGGUGUUAGCUAAGGAUGAUGCCCAGGUGUCAGCUAAGACCAAAGAUGAUGCCCAGAUGUCAGCAAAGGCUAAGGAAGAUUCCCAGUUGUCAGCUAAGAACAAGGAUGAUGUCCAGGUGUCAGCUAAGACCAAGGAUGAUGCCCAGGUGUUAGCUAAGGAUGAUGCCCAGGUGUCAGCUAAGACCAAAGAUGAUGCCCAGAUGUCAGCAAAGGCUAAGGAAGAUUUCCAGGUGUCAGCGAAGAACAAGGAUGAUGUGCAGGUGUCAGCUAAGAAAAAGGAUGAUGUCCAGGUGUCAGCUAAGAACAAGGAUGAUGCCCAGGUGUCAGCUAAGAAAAAGGAUGAUGUCCAGGUGUCAGCUAAGAACAAGGAUGAUGUCCAGGUGUCAGCUAAGAACAAGGAUGAUGUCCAAGUGUCAGCUAAGACCAAGGACGAUGUCCAGGUGUCAGCUGAAAACAAGGAUGAUGCUCAAGUGUCAGCUAAGACGAAGGAUGAUGUCCAGGUGUCAGCUAAGACCAAUGAUGAUGUUCAGGUGUCAGCUAAGAACAAGGAUGAUGUCCAAGUGUCAGCUAAGACCAAUGAUGAUGUCCAGGUGUCAGCUAAGACUAAUGAUGAUGUUCAGGUGUCAGCUAAGAACAAGGAUGAUGUCCAAGUGUCAGCUAAGACCAAUGAUGAUGUCCAGGUGUCAGCUAAGACCAAGGACGAUGUCCAAGUGUCAGCUAAGAACAAGGAUGAUGUCCAAGUGUCAGCUAAGACUAAUGAUGAUGUUCAGGUGUCAGCUAAGAACAAGGAUGAUGUCCAAGUGUCAGCUAAGACCAAGGACGAUGUCCAAGUGUCAGCUAAGACCAAGGAUGAUGCCCAAGUGUCAGCUAAGACCAAGGACGAUGCCCAAGUGUCAGCUAAGACCAAGGAUGAUGCCCAAGUGUCAGAUAAGACCAAGGACGAUGUCCAAGUGUCAGCUAAGAACAAGGAUGAUGUCCAAGUGUCAGCUAAGACCAAGGACGAUGUCCAAGUGUCAGCUAAGACCAAGGAUGAUGCCCAAGUGUCAGCUAAGACCAAGGAUGAUGCCCAAGUGUCAGCUAAGACCAAGGAUGAUGCCCAAGUGUCAGCUAAGACCAAGGAUGAGAUGCAGGUGUCAGCUAAGACCAAGGAUAAUGCCCAAGAGUCAGCUAAGACCAAGGAUGAUGCCCAAGUGUCAGCUAAGACCAAGGAUGCCCAGGUGUCAGCUAAGAACAAGGAUGAUGCCCAAGUGUCAGCUAAGACCAAGGAUGAUGCCCAAGUGUCAGCUAAAACUAAGGAUAAUGCCCAAGAGUCAGCUAAGACCAAGGAUGAGAUGCAGGUGUCAGCUAAGACCAAGGAUAAUGCCCAGGUGUCAGCUAAAACCAAGGAAGGUGCCCAGGUGUCAGCUAAAACCAAGGAAGAUGCCCAGGUGUCAGCUAAAACCAAGGAAGAUGCCCAGGUGUCAGCUAAGACCAAGGAAGAUGUCCAGGUGUCAGCUAAGACUAAGGAAGAUGCCCAAGUGUCAGCUAAGACCAAGGAUAAUGCCCAAGAGUCAGCUAAGACCAAGGAUGAUGCCCAAGUGUCAGCUAAGACCAAGGAUGAGAUGCAGGUGUCAGCUAAGACCAAGGAUAAUGCCCAGGUGUCAGCUAAGAACAAGGAUGAUGCCCAAGUGUCAGCUAAGACCAAGGAUGAUGCCCAAGUGCAGCUAAAACUAAGGAUAUGCCCAAGAGAAGAUGCCCAAGUGUCAGCUAAGACUAAGGAAGAUGCCCAAGUGUCAGCUAAGACUAAGGAAGAUGUCCAGGUGUCAGCUAAGACUAAAGAAGAUGCCCAAGUGUCAGCCAAGACCAAGGAAGAUGCCCAAGUGUCAGCUAAGACUAAGGAAGAUGCCCAAGUGUCAGCUAAGACUAAGGAAGAUGUCCAGGUGUCAGCUAAGACUAAGGAAGAUGCCCAGGUGUCAACUAAGACUAAGGAAGAUGUCCAAGUAGCUAAGACUAAGGAAGAUGCCCAGGUGUCAGCUAAGACCAAGGAAGAUGCCCAGGUGUCAACUAAGACUAAGGAAGAUGCCCAGGUGUCAGCUAAGACUAAGGAAGAUGCCCAAGUGUCAGCUAAGACUAAGGAAGAUGCCCAGGUGUCAGCUAAGACUAAGAAGAUGCCCAGGUCUAAGACUAAGGAAGAUGCCCAGGUGUCAGCUAAGACUAAGGAAGAUGCCCAGGUGUCAACUAAGACUAAGGAAGAUGCCCAGGUGUCAGCUAAGACCAAGGAAGAUGCCCAGGUGUCAGCUAAGACCAAGGAAGAUGCCCAGGUGUCAGCUAAGACUAAGAAAGAUGCCCAGGUGUCAGCUAAGACUAAGAAAGAUGCCCAGGUGUCAACUAAGACUAAGAAAGAUGCCCAGGUGUCAGCUAAGAAUAAGAAAGAUGCCCAGGUGUCAGCUAAGACCAAGGAAGAUGUCCAAGUGUCAGCUAAGACCAAGGAAGAUGCCCAGGUGUCAGCUAAGACCAAGGAAGAUGUCCAGGUGUCAGCUAAGACUAAGGAAGAUGCCCAGGUGUCAGCUAAGACUAAGAAAGAUGCCCAGGUGUCAGCUAGACCAAGGAAGCCCAGGUGUCAACUAAGACUAAGGAAGAUGCCCAGGUGUCAGCUAAGACCAAGGAAGAAGCCCAGGUCUAAGACCAAGGAAGAUGUCCAGGUGUCAGCUAAGACUAAGGAAGAUGCCCAGGUGUCAGCUAAGACCAAGGAAGAUGCCCAGGUGUCAGCUAAGACCAAGGAAGAUGCCCAGGUGUCAGCUAAGACCAAGGAAGAUGCCCAGGUGUCAACUAAGACUAAGGAAGAUGCACAGGUGUCAGCUAAGACUAAGAAAGAUGCCCAGGUGCAGCUAAGACCAAGGAAGAUGCCCAGGUACCAAAGGAAAGAUGCCCAGGUGUCAAAAGCUAAGACCAAGGAAGAUGCCCUGGUGUCAGCUAAGACCAAGGAAGAUGCCCAGGUGUCAGCUAAGACCAAGGAGAUGCCAGUGUCACCUAAGACCAAGGAAGAUGCCCAGGUGUCAGCUAAGACCAAGAGAAGAUGCCCUGGUCUAAGACCAGAUGCCAGGUGUCAGCUAAGACCAAGGAAGAUGCCAGGUGUCAAUAAGACAGAGGAAGAUGCCCAGGUGUCAGCUAAGACCAAGGAAGAUGCCCAGGUAUCAGCUAAGACCAAGGAAGAUGCCCAGGUGUCAGCUAAGACCAAGGAAGAUGCCCAGGUGUCAGCUAAGACCAAAGGAAGAUGCUGGAGUGUGUCCAUUGAUAGAUCUGUUAUCGACAUUAAUCUGAGCAACAAGAAGAAGAUUAGUGCUGCCGUUUCCAGUGAUGCUAAAGGUCAAAACAAUCCCGGUUUACCCUCCAAGAGUUCACCCGACGACACGGGUAAAAUUAUUUCAACGGUCAAGAAAAGUGAGGAAUCAAAGAGGAGGGAACACAGAGAAAUGCAUAAGAAUAAAAGAUCCCACAAUGAAAGUAAAGAUAACAAACAAAAGAGAAAAUCUGACACCAAGACUCAUAAGAGACACAAAAAUGACAACAAGAAUUCAAAAGAAAAUUCGGCCACAUCAAAAUCAAAGAAGAAAUCCAUAGAUAAGGAGGAUGGCGAGGAGCACCGUCACCGGGCUCGACCGUUGGCGUCCGGGACGUCGUCGCCAUCCGGUAACGGCUCGUCAAAAUCUUCAAAACGCUCAUCCGGAGGGACGGCGUCAACUACGAGGUCCUCGCAACACAAACCUAAAACUAAUAUCAAGAAAAGGAGGUCGAGCAAGAGCUCCGGUCGAACCAACUCGCGCAAUCGUGCGGAGAGGACAAAGAUUACGCCAUUGGGCUCGGCCCACCAGGCGUCAACUCCGCCAGUGGCGUCACACGACGCCGAAGUGCCAUUGGCAAGAAAGUUCCAAAGGGUGACACGCAGGACGAAGGCCAGAACUGCACUGCGGAGGAGAAGUCACACUCGGUGGCGUCGGCAACCUCGAAAAACUCCCCCGUUAAUUCCGAAAGCCGGGCCGAAAGCUUUGCCGUCCAUCCCUGUCAUCGACCUAGACAGUGACAGCAGUACGGACGAGAGUAAAACCCUUCCCAGUAAAAAGAACGCCGCCACGAGCAAACCGGCCGAGGUUCCCGACGACACGAGUCCAAAGUCGAAAGAAAACGUCAGAGUUGAAGAUGUGAUCGCUGAGGGAAACAUGACUAAGAAGACCUCAGCUCCUGAUAUGCAACAGAAGGAGAAACAGGGAGAUGACACUACCCAACAGAAGGAGAAACAGGGAGAUGACACUACCCAACAGAAGGAGAAGCAAGGAGAUGACACUACCCAACAGAAGGAGAAACAGGGAGAUGACACUACCCAACAGAAGGAGAAACAGGGAGAUGACACUACCCAACAGAAGGAGAAGCAAGGAGAUGACACUACCCAACAGAAGGAGAAACAGGGAGAUGACACUACCCAACAGAAGGAGAAACAAGGAGAUGACACUACCCAACAGAAGGAGAAACAGGGAAAGGAGAAACAGGGAGAUGACACUACCCAACAGAAGGAGAAGCAAGGAGAUAACAGAGUAGAGACACCGAGCCGGCCGUCAAAGGUACUCAAAGCCAGAGAAGCCACACCAACUGACUUCGACAAGGUGAUGCGACAGAUCUUCGGAGAGGAUAAAAUCACUACCGACUCUAAGAAGAAGAAGAAAAAGAAGAAGAAGAAGAAAAGAAUUGAUCCGAGCGCCAUCGCCACCAAAGACACGAAGACGGAUAAAGAAAUCGCCGAAAGCGGAGAAAAAGUCCCAAGUCAUCGGACAAAGAGAGUCCCAAGUCAUCGAAAAGAAAAGUCCCAAGUCAUCGAGAAGAAGAGUCCUAAGUCAUCGGACAAUGAAAAGAGUCCUAAGUCAUCGGAGAAGAAGAGUCCUAAGUCAUCGGACAAAGAAAAGAGUCCUAAGUCAUCGGAGAAGAAGAGUCCUAAGUCAUUGGACAAAGAAAAGAGUCCCAAGUCAUCAGAGAAGAAGAGUCCUAAGUCAUCGGACAAUGAAAAGAGUCCUAAGUCAUCAGAGAAGAAGAGUCCUAAGUCAUCGGACAAUGAAAAGAGUCCUAAGUCAUCAGAGAAGAAGAAGAAGAAGAGUCCUAAGUCAUCGGACAAUGAAAAGAGUCCUAAGUCAUCGGAGAAGAAGAGUCCUAAGUCAUUGGACAAAGAAAAGAGUCCUAAGUCAUCGGACAAGAAAAGUGAAAAAUCAUCGGCCAAGGAAAAACCCACCGUCGCUAAGGACAAGUCACAUCGUAAAUCCAAGGAAAAUGGCCGUGAACUGUCAUCUUCCCGUCUCUUAACAUCCAAGAAAUCCGACGGUGGUAGACGGCAGAAGUCACCCCAGAGGUCAUUGUGUAGGGAACAGACACGAGGUUCAUUGGCUGACAGAAAGAGUCCAGAAUCGCAAGCAGAGAUUCAGAAAUCAGAUGAAAAUAAGGCCCCAAAAUCAGAUGAAAAUAAAGCCCCAAAAUCAGUUGAAAAUAAGGCCCCAAAAUCAGAUGAAAAUAAGGUCACAAAAUCAGAUGAAAAUAAGUCCCAAAAUCAGAUGAAAAUAAGAUUCAUCGGGCGAGGGAAAGAUUCAAGAUUUAUCGAAGCAGAGAAAGAUUCAAGAUUUAUCGAGCGAGAGAAAGAUUCAAGAUUUAUCGAGCAGAGAAAAGAUUCAAGAUUCAUCGAGCAAGGAAAGAUUCAAGAUUUAUCGAAGAGAAAGGUUCAAGAUUUAUCGAAACGAGAGAAAGAUUCAAGAUUCAUCGAGCGAGGGAAAGAUUCAAGAUUUAUCGAAGCGAGAAAGAUUCAAGAUUUAUCGAAGCGAGAGAAAGAUUCAAGAUUUAUCGAGCGAGGGAAAGAUUCAAGAUUCAUCGAACGAGAGAAAGAUUCAAGAUUUAUCGAGCGAGAGAAAGAUUCAAGAUUCAUCGAGCGAGGGAAAGAUUCAAGAUUCAUCGAGCGAGGGAAAGAUUCAAGAUUCAUCGAGCGAGGGAAAGAUUCAAGAUUCAUCGAGCGAGAGAAAGAUUCAAGAUUUAUCGAGCGAGAGAAAGAUUCAAGAUUUAUCGAACCCAAAGAAAAAGGUUACGGAUCACAUCGGUCGGGCGAGGAGAGGAAGCGGGAUCCGUCGCAUAAGGAGAAAUCCCACGAAUCGGACGAGAAAAAGAAUCGCAGAGGGAGGAAUCGGCAAUCGUCAAACUCCCCGAGGAAGGAAGAGAAGAGGGAAUCAUCGAGUGUAGGAAGCCGAGAAUCAUCAUGCUCGUCGAAGAAGGACAACAGAGAAUCGUCGUCGGGUAAGGAAAGGCGUUCGGCGUCGUCGAAAAGAGAGACUAAGACCUCGCCGGGAUCAUCGAGAAAGGACGAUAAUAAAGCAUCGAUAAAGGUAGGAAAUGAAGAAUCUUGUAAGGACGGUAGCCAGAAAUUGUUGAGUAAAAAGGACAGAGGUCGUCAAUCAUCCAGUAAAGAAAGUAGUCAGAAAUCGUCAGCAAAAGAAAGUAGCCACAAAUCGUCAGCAAAAGAAAGUAGUCAGAAAUCGUCAGCAAAAGAAAGUAGCCACAAAUCGUCAGCAAAAGAAAGUAGCCACAAAUCGUCAGCAAAAGAAAGUAGCCACAAAUCGUCAGCAAAAGAAAGUAGCCACAAAUCAUCAAGUAAAGACAGGACAACAGAAUCGAGUGGGGAGAAGAGCCACAAAUCAUCAAGCAGUAAAGAGAGGAGAAAAGAAUCAUCAUCGAGUAAGAGAGGAAGUCAGAAACCAUCGAAGGGAGAGAGUCGCGAAUCUGAGGACGAUCGUAAACCAGCGACCGAAGAAAACAACAAAGGCUCCUCAUCAGCGGAAGGCAAGAACGACAAACCCGGCGGAGAUAGAGGAAACACGUGUCACCGCUCGGUUAGUAUGGGGUCGGGCGAGGACGUCGUACGAGAUGCGUCGACGGGCGAGGGAGAGGAGGCCGAGUGCGUGUUCUCGGCGGAGGAGACGAUUCGCAUUUCUCGGCUCGACGCGGGAAAGAUCGGCGGAGACAACGACAGUGGAAAGACCGAGGGGGAGGAGAAGGACUCGUCGGAGGAUGGAAAAUCGAGCUCGGCAACGGAGAAGGUGGAGAAACUACCAAACGGCGACGAUUAUCCCUCCAGUGAGGAGCUAGGCGGUAAGAUCCUCCUCAUCACUAAAGAUACGAGCAAGUGCCUUAAACGUAAGAGUCACGUGAGUCGAUGGGAUGUCGUCGACGUGGCAAAAAUCGGAGAGACGCCGCCGAAGAAGAGGUGCCGAUGGGAUAUGGUUGAGAAGCCAGAGAUGAGAGAGGGGAGCAGCCACGGCAAAGUUGAUAAACCCGGUGAAAAUCCAUCCGUACCCCAGUACACCCCCAGUCCGGUAUCGUCGACGGACAAAAAGGGUAAAAAGAACCCGUCAAAGAGCGCCCUCGACCUUUUAUUUGAGUCGACUGCGAUCCUGAAAGAACUAGAGGAAUCCCAAUGCAGGUUAAGAGAUCCUUCAGGUAAACCGGGAACAGCGGAGGAACAGUACACCCCACUGCCAAUAUCCAGAGGAAGCGUGAAGAAGUCUUUCGGCCGAGAAAAAUCCGACCUCGAGUGUGAUCCGGACUGUAAGAAGAGGGAAACACUCGCCUCAGAAUACAAACCUCAUUCGAUCUCCAAGAGGACUCAAGAUCCGGAAUAUGAGCCCCAGUCUGUGGAGAAAGUCUCGUCAGAAUUAGAGUAUAAACCUCGGUCAAUUAGUAAACAAACCUCGAAGCCCAAGUACGAACCUCAAGCAAUCAUUAAACGAUCCUCGAAAGGGUCCACAAGGCCUGAAUAUGAACCCAAGUCUCUCAACAAAGGGUCCACAAGGCCUGAAUAUGAACCCAAGUCUCUCAAUAAAGGGUCCACAAGGCCUGAAUAUGAACCCAAGUCUCUCAACAAAGGGUCCACAAAACCUGAAUAUGAACCCAAGUCUCUCAAUAAAGGGUCCACAAAACCUGAAUAUGAACCCAAGUCUCUCAACAAAGGGUCCACAAAACCUGAAUAUGAACCCAAGUCUAUCAAUAAAGGGUCCACAAAACCUGAAUAUGAACCCAAGUCUAUCAAUAAAGGGUCCACAAGGCCUGAAUAUGAACCCAAGUCUAUCAAUAAAGGGUCCACAAGGCCUGAAUAUGAACCCAAGGUCCAUAAACCUGAAUAUGAACCCAAGUCUAUCAAUAAAGGGUCCACAAAACCUGAAUAUGAACCCAAGUCUAUCAACAAAGGGUCCACAAAACCUGAAUAUGAACCCAAGUCUAUCAAUAAAGGGUCCACAAAACCUGAAUAUGAACCCAAGUCUCUCAACAAAGGGUCCACAAAACCUGAAUAUGAACCCAAGUCUCUCAACAAAGGGUCCACAAGGCCUGAAUAUGAACCCAAGUCUCUCAAUAAAGGGUCCACAAGGCCUGAAUAUGAACCCAAGUCUAUCAAUAAAGGGUCCACAAGGCCUGAAUAUGAACCCUACUCCGUACAAAGUUCUGUUUUGGCCGAGAAUGAUAACAGCAGUGGCGUUAAUCUUCAGAACAAGCAACAAAGCAGUGAUGAAUCAGAGGAGGUGAACAGCCCACCUGAUGUGUACGUACCCAAGCCACUCUCAACGGAAAACAUUGUGAAGGAAUACAUACCCAAGCCCGUGUAUCUACCGACUAGUAACGUGGAUGGGGAGGACGAGUACAGCCCCCGUCCUAUCGGCCUCGACAAACCGACGCCGGAAUACAUACCGAGCGGGAUAUGGGAGUCACACUCGAGGACUACCCUGGCGGUCGAGCGCGACGAGGAAUACGUGCCGUUGCCGCCAAAAAACUUGCCUCUGGCCAGCAACCAGUCAACAGAUAGCGAGGGGGAAAUUUCUUCAACGUCCCCCCAAAUGGAUAAGGAUUUUCAGUCGAGUCCUCCGGUAGGUUCAUUGUCAUCGUCUAUGCCGGUGAGCACGUCAGUUGUACCGUCGUCGUGUCCGGCGGCCGUUACCGGUCCCUACACGCUGCCGACCCACACAGCGGACAAGAUCACCCCGGGGUUUUAUAGAGAACAGGGCAGCAACGACGGUAACCGGGGGAACCAGAGCCAGAAGUCGGGAAAGGGAGGAGCACCGUCCAAGAGCCAGAGACAGGCGCCGUCUAAGAACGAAGCCGGGAAGCAGAAGACCAAGCCGCCAAAACCCGGAUCUAGUCAAGGCAGCAGUAAGACCCUCAUGUACGUUCCUCCGCCGCCCACCUACGACACGAUAGUCUCCACCCUGGGCUGCUAUAACAUCCCAGAAGUCGCUCAUCCUCCUGCAUUUUGCAGCAAGCCAGGCGACGUUCCCGCCAAGCCGGUGGAAGUCGGAGGUCAGGUUUUGAAGCUGAAAUCGAGAGUUACGUCAGAUUUGGAAGAUUUUGAGGGACGUUUUCAAGAGGACGGUUUAUACAACUGGCGGCUGUUGCUCAGCACCUUGAGUUCAGAGGCGAACGUACCGGCGAGUCGCCAAUCUUCCAUUCUGGAUAACCGAGAAAAAACCAAAUAUUGUGUGUUAACGCCGGUCAAGCCGCCGCCUUCACCCGAGGAAGUCAUCAAGUGGACCAAGGCUCGUAAGAUACUGGAGGCCAUAAAGAAGGACCGCGACGGGAAGGACGAAGACGACGGCGGUCCUCCCUCGUCGUGGAAAGGACAAAAGAACAUAACGUGUGGCAGUAAAGGCCACGCCUCCAAGACCUCCGCCACGACGCCCAGCCAAGAUAAAGGUACACACAGAGACUCCUCCGGCGGACAGAGUCGUUCUCGGUCGGCAGGAUCCGCCGGCGACCACCUGCUGAAGACCAGUACCCCACAACCCAAGAAACACUCCACUCUGGAUGUGUUACACCUCACGCCAAUAGGACGCGUCGCGAGCCCCGGCGCUACGGAAGACGGGACGACUCCGGUCUCCUCGUCGCGGCCUCGGAGAAGCGGGACGAAGCGGAGAGUGUCGUGGGAAGGAGAGGAAUCGAGGGCUAAAAUCUCCCCAGUUAUUUCCAAGAAGAGGAGAGCGUCCUAUGAGGGUCUCGCUCCUCUCGACGAAGAAUCGGAAGAUGAGCCGACCCCCGAGAGGAAGUUAUACUCAAAGAGGAGAGUAUCCUUCGAGGGGUUAGCAUUAAAGCCCUCGGCAGCAGCGGAAGGAGAGGAGGCACCUUCGGGGAGCCGUGCAGCGGACGAGCAGGAAGACCCCGAGGGACCUACACGUAAGAAGCUCAAAGAAAAAGAUCCAGAAACUGCUCCUCCCCCUCCGCCGGCGUCCACCUCUGGAGGCCGUGAUCAAGAUAUCGGAUACGGAGAGAAGAAUCGCCCCAAACCGUCGGAAAUAACGAAGGACGACGACGACAGCUACGUUGACGCCACCCAACCCCUGCCGUCACCCGUCACUCUCUCAUUAACGUCCAGGAUAAGCAGCAGCCAGCCGUCCAGCAGCGACGCCUCCCUCCGACGCCAGCUGAUGAACACCCAGUUCCGACAGCAGUUCCUGAGCUUCUCCCAAGGCCAGAGGUCGUUUUCGCAGUCAAUAGAUGGACCGUCUCUCAACAACACAUUUGGCUUUAAGUUCUCCAACCACAACCUGUAUGAGGCCAAGGCUCUGCAUGAGCACGAGUUCCUCACCGUAAUGUGCAUCGAGUGUCACGUUACAACAAGACCGCAACUCUUACCCGACCCCGUGCUGGAUCCUAUCUCUGCCAUCGUCUUCACCAUCAUUCAAGACGUGCCAGCCUCUCACCCGACUCCUCAGAGGCUUAAAGGUGCGAUCCUAGUGAGCAACGGCAGGUGUGAUCUGGUAACGAGGACAGGUAUGACGGAUCUGUCCGUGCUUCACGUGGACGACGAGACGAGCCUUCUUGAGGAGACCGUCGGGCUCGUUAGUACCUGGGACCCCGAUAUGCUCGUGGGUUAUGAGGUGCAAAUGUCGUCGUGGGGCUACGUGCUGGAGAGGGGAGUGGCCCUGGGGUUGGAGAUGGUGUCGCGUCUCUCUAGGGUCCCCGAGGGCACCGCCAGCCACCACGACGAGGAGCUGGACGAGUACGGGGCCGACCAGACCUCCCAGAUACACAUGACGGGCAGGAUAGUCCUUAACGUGUGGAGGCUGAUGAGGUCUGAGGUUACACUGCUGAGCUACACGCUGGAUAAUGUUGCAUACCACGUCCUGCACACCCGAGUUCCCUCCUUCUCCCACGACACACUCAGACAAUGGUGGACCCAGGACACUACUAGGUGGCGCACUCUGGAACAUUACCUCAAUCGGUGUCACUAUACCAUCGAUCUUCUCCACCGACUUGACCUGAUUCACCGAACGGCUGAACUGGCCAGACUGUUUGGCAUCCAGUUCUACGAUGUGCUGUCGCGUGGGACUCAGUACCGAGUUGAGUCGAUGAUGCUCCGACUGGCCCGGGGCUCCAACAUGGUUUCCAUAUCACCCAGCAUCCAGCAGAGAGGAGCCAUGAAAGCGCCCGAGUGGAUUGCUCUCACCAUGGAGCCGCAAUCGAGAUUCUACACAGACCCAGUGGUAGUAUUGGACUUCCAGAGCCUCUACCCCUCCAUAAUGAUCGCCUACAACUACUGUUACUCGACCUGCCUCGGCCGCGUCAAUCUGGUCGACAGCCCCCAACCCAUAGAGUUUGGAGCGACUUAUUUGCACCUAAACCCCAAGGAAAUUGCCGAGUGUGUUGAUGAGAUGAACGUGUCGCCCUGUGGUGUGGCGUUCGUCCCACGUAGAGUGAGACACGGCGUCCUUCCCAGGAUGCUGGAGGAGAUUCUCAACACUCGGCUCAUGGUGAAACGCAUGAUGAAGGUGUACAAGAACGACUCGUCCUUACAGCGCGUCCUACACUCCCGACAGCUGGGGCUGAAACUCAUCGCUAACGUCACGUACGGCUACACCAGCGCCAACUUCUCCGGUCGUAUGCCGUGUCCUGAGAUCGGAGACAGCGUCGUGAGUAAAGGUCGGGAGACACUAGAACGAAGCAUCCAGCUCGUUAACUCCCAUCCAUCGUGGGACGCGAAGGUCGUCUACGGGGACACGGACUCGCUCUUCGUGCACCUGCCGGGGAGGACGAAGGAACAGGCGUUUAAGAUUGGUUACGAGAUCGCUCACCAGGUCACCCAGAUGUAUCCCAAACCAAUCAAGCUUAGGUUCGAGAAGGUGUAUUUACCUUGUAUUUUACAGACAAAGAAGCGAUACGUCGGCCACAUGUACGAGACUGCUGACCAAACAGAGCCCGAGUUCGACGCCAAGGGUAUUGAGACAGUGAGGAGGGAUGGAUGCCCAGCUGUGUCCAAGAUCCUGGAGAAGUCGCUACGUCUGCUGUUCGAGAGCAAGGACGUGUCGCAGGUGAAGGCGUACGUACAGCGUCAGUUCCUGAAGCUCCUCCAGGGCCGCGCAACCCUCCAAGACCUAACGUUCGCCAAGGAGUACAGGGGGGCCAGGGGCUACAGGCCGGGAGCAUGUGUGCCGUCCCUGGAACUGACGAGACAGUGGCUCCGCAGAGACAGACGAAAGGAGCCUCGAUCGGGCCAACGCGUCCCGUACGUGAUCGUGUACGGGGCUCCGGGGCUGCCUCUCAUCCAGCUGGUGCGUUCGCCCGACGUGGUAAUGGCCAACCCGGCCCUCCGCAUCAACUCCAUGUACUACAUCACCAGAGCCAUCCUGCCCCCACUGGACAGAUGCUUCUCUCUCUUGGGAGUUGAUGUUAAUGUGUGGUACAGUGACCUACCAAGACCCUCUUCUUCUGCCACCACCGCCCUGGCAGUAGAGGCCGCGGGGACUUACGGAGGUGCGACCGCUGCGGGGAUGUACACCGGCGGCCGUAAUAUCUCUAUAGCACGUUACUUCACCCCAUCUGCCUGCGUGUCUUGCGGGGCGGCCACAACGUUACCUGGCCAAGGCGGUGGACUGUGUGUCGACUGUAAGACUAAUCCUCAACUGACGGUUAUCAAUCUCAGUGAAAAGAUUCGUAACUAUGAGAGAGCGGUGAAUCACAUCCACAAGAUAUGUGAAACUUGCCUCGGCUGCCGUUUACAAGACGUCGAGUGCAUAUCGGUGGACUGCCCCAUCACCUUCCGACGAACCCAAGCCAGACGUGAUCUACAGCUCGCCUCCCAGCUCCAGGACGUAGUGGCAGCCGUUACCGACACGAGCCGACGUCAAUGACACAACAAACAUUUGCCCUACGAGUAUUAAGAGUGUACACAAGGGGUCGUCGAAACUAGACUGCCCGGGUUGUGAUCGGUCGUAAAUUAGGAUCCCCGCAGCCCAUUUCGACGACCCCAUGGGAUUUUGGUAUUUUAUUUGCCGGGAUCUAAACCAAAACUGAAGCAAUAUAGAUAUUUUACACAAAAUAAUAGUAUUUGAUGGAAAUAAAUAAACACUGUUCCCUUACUAGUAUUAUAACCAGUUGAUAAAUGUUAAUGAUAUAUAAUGCUCAUGUGUUUUGGUGUAUUUUAUAACUUUAUAUGUACGGCCACGAGGAGCAGAUGAGAGGGAAACUAUAAUUGAAUUUUGAUGAGAAAGAAAUGUCAGAACUUUGUGUGUGUUGUGUGUACUGACAUAUUGUUUAAAACUCUUCGUGUAUACAGUAAGAAUCUCAAAAUUAUUCCCAGACGUACAGUACAGUUAUGUAUCUUGUUCACCGAUGUUCAAAUUGGGGUUUAUGAAUUUACAAAACUCAGAAUGUGAUUUUUUACGGAACUGCUCGACACAUCAACAGAGUUCUCCUGCACCACUGGGGAAAAACAGAAAUUUGUCUCCCAUAUUUCCCAGUCAGGAAUUAAGGUAAAAAUUUGUAAGAUUUUUUAAACUGGCCAAAAAAGAAAUAGUAUACAGUAUUUGAGGAUUUUUCCCACAGUUUUUGUUGUUGUUUUUUACCGUUGGAUGUUACCCACAGUUUAAAGCUCAUUGUAAAACUGAGUUCUGUUUAUAGUGAAUAGUUUGUCUUCACUGGCUGGGGUAGGAUGAUGGAUAAUGCCUCAUGUGACGUUAAUAACACCUGGCAUGUAAGGUCUUGUGGGAAUCUCAGCAUUUUGAUGAUAAUUAUGAAAGAUUUCAAUGAUAUUUCUACUUACCUUUAGUUCUUAAGUUUUUAUAUGUAAUAACCGGCAUUCACUAUUAUUCAUUUUACACACAGUUAAGUACCUUGUAUAUAUAUAUAUGUAUCAGUAUCCAAAGGUGCGGCGUCGAUCUCAGGAUUAAGCAGUUGAGCUGUCCGCACGUCUCUCCAUCUCACUACUGGACUCUGUUAACACGAGACGUCGGUAAUAAACUGAUAUUUUGCCGUUGUUGGCGAUAAAACUGUCUUAGGUGACGAUGGAGGAUGUAUAUAUUUUUUUUUCUACCCCCUCCCCCAGCCCCGUCCCCUCUAAUUGUGUUAUGUAUUUGCUCUAUGGCGUAGUAAAGGCGCACACGAAGUCAUGACCCCCCGCCUACGCUCCUCUUCCCGCACUGUGUUGAGGACGCUCAGUAGCCGCUCACUAUUGAUCUCAACUUGUGUAUGGAAAUUUAUCAAGAAAACUGUUUCCCUGUUUAUUCAUGUUUUUUUGUUGUUUUUUUUGGGUGUAUUAUAGAUGUAACGCGUUUAUGUAUAGUUCACACGUAUGUUUACUUGGAGUUAAUCCCGAGAUUUUUCCUUUCCUGUAUAGGGUUACCGAUGUUGUAUAUGUUUAUACUGUAUAAUGUUGGAGUGGAUAUACUUUUACAUAUAUGGUGACAUUUAUUAAGUUCUUUACAUUAUUGGUUAGGUUAGCUUAGGUUAGGUUAGCUUAGGUUAGGUUAGCUUAGGUUAGGUUUACAAUCCAAGAGAUGUUUUGGGAUUGUUUGUUAUUAUGGUAAUUUAUUCUCAGAGAAAACUUCGGAGUUAAAGACCUGUACAUUUUUGAGUUUUAUACAAAUAUAUUAUAUAUGUUACUUAUUACCAUGAUUUAUAAGGUGGGGCGAGGUGUAACCCAGUUGUAGUGACUCCUAACCUAACCAUAAAGUCCUGAUGAUCACUGGGCCAGGUUAAGACUCGUUAACACUGGGGUUAUGCUUCACCGAUCGCCGCCAUCAUACGUUAUCAAUAAUUCCUGAAUACAAUUGUGUAUAUAUGUAUAUUUAUCCCUGUUUGUAACUCGCCCAUCGGCUGUUAAUCCUUAAACAGCGGCCAUCGUCGGAGGCUGUGGGGACAACGGCCAUCAGCUGAGCAGAGUAGAAUACGAUAGCUUCUGUUUAAGGGUUCAACUGUGGCUGUGGAGUAACCUUUGUUUUUCCCUUCCAAUCAUCAGUUUACAGUUAUAUGUUCCAUGUUAUAGUACAAAUGUAGUUUACGAAUGCGUUUGUUUUCCGUCGGCGGGCCUCGUGUCGGUGAGUGAUUAUGCCGAGCGCGGAGACAGGCCGUUGCUUUUGUUUGUCUAGCUAGGAGGAGGACGGUAAGAGUCUACUCAUGUGUAUAUCAAAUGUUGGUUGAUUUUUGAGGUUGAUGUCCGCCAAAAGAGGAUUGAUGAACGAUCUUGUGGUUUCAUUUGGUUGAUUUUUGAGGUUGAUGUCCGCCAAAAGAGGAUUGAUGAACGAUCUUGUGGUUUCAUUUGUCGCAUUUUUUUUUCUUCUCCUCUGCCUCUUUUUAUUCUUCCUCUUUUAAUCAUCUUUUGCUUUUACCUCUUGUUUUAUGGAUCUAAAACUGGGGUCCUCUUCUCACACUCUCUUGGAAAUAUUUGUCAUGUGAUAAAGAGGUCGUGCCUAUCAACCCAACCCGACCCAACCAAACCCGACCCGACCGAACCUAAACCUGACCUAAACCUAACCAUCUAGCAGAGAAUGUUAGUUGGCUUCUGCUAUAAAAAAAGACAUUAUGUUUUAGGGUUCGGUGGACGUCACAGAAUCAACACAUCAUCAUUAGUUUCAUUAUAUACAUAAGGUGUAGGGCAGCCUCCCCAGUUUAUUUUGCUUGAUGAUUGAACAACCUAAUCUAACCUCAUCUAACCCCUCUUGUACUAAACUAACCUAACCUGACCUGACCUAAUUUUACCCAUCCUAACCUAACCUGUCCUUACUUAUCCUAACCUAAUCUAAUCUAACCCCUCUUGAACAAAACUAACCUCACCUACCCAACCUCCUCCCCACCCUCCCCUCCCUCCCCUCCCUCCCCAUAGGUAGCACUAAGGAGUUAAUUCGCAGGAUAAAAUAAACCGGGGUGGCUAUUCUUCAUGUGAUCCAUAACCAGACGCUGAGAGAUAGGAGAAUGAACUGUUCGAGUAAGAAGACAUUUUUCAUUUGUUUUUGUUUUUAAGUUACGAUUACUUCCCCAAAACAAACUUCAUUGAUAUUUACGUUAGGUGAAUAAGCUCGUGGAAGAGAUUAACUCACGGUGUUUUAAAUAAGAGUUACAGGUUUGUUUUAAAAAGCUUGGGUGUUUGUUUGUUUUUCUUCGUCCAUUACCCUUACGAAACUACUGAUAAUUCUUGUUUUAAUUUUUGUUUAACUUGAUUGUGAUUAAAUUGUAGACAUGUGUACAGUACCUGAAUAUUUACACCCUUAUUGAUAUCUAGUUGGAGCUCAUUUGAUUGUGUUAAUUUGAAUUUAUAUAUUAAAAUUAUUUGUUUAUGUCAGAAUGAAUCUUAAGUGGAAGUAUUUGAUGAUUUUUAACUUGAAUUUUGAACAUUUGAUUACGCCAAAGUAAUCGUCAAAAUACUCGACCAAUUCGCCACAAAGUCAGGUUACAAUUUUCUUUCUUUCGAUCAUAAGCACAUUAUUGACCCAACCUCAAAUCCUUAAACUUAUCCAAAGUGACAUAAGUCUUCUGAAAGUGUUCCAUUUAUUUACGAUCUACAAUAUUUAAUCCAAUAACCCGUCGGUCCCUCAUCCGAUUAUCACCUUGGGUUACAAAUUAUCUCUGAGAGUCUUUAUCGCCACCGAAGGCUAUUUAGUUGGUUGAAUGUUGUCGUUUGCGUCUUAGAGGUAUGUGGUUUGUUUGUUUUGCCUAGUUGACAGGUUUCUCCUUCGCCAAUAUAACACAAGUACAAUUUUGUUUGCAAUUUAUCCAUAGUUAUUUGUUUAGUCUCUUAAUAUAUUUGGGAUUUAUUUGUAGGAGAAGAAUGAUUUUGAGGUGUGUGUGUGUGUGUGUGUGUGUGUGUGUGUGUGUGUGUGUGUGUGUGUGUUGGUGUCACAAUGUGAUAAAGUGUAAUGUGAUUGGUCAGUGUGAUCCUUGGACAAAACUAUCACAGAUGUUUGUGUUAUCCUUGGACAAAACUACAGCUGUCAGUAUGUACCACGGACAAAACUACAGCUGUCAGUACGUACCUCGGACAAAACUACAGCUGUCAGUACGUACCACAGACUAAACUACAGCUGUCAGUACGUUCAUAAUUACCUGACCAUAUUGCAGUCUUAUGUGUACACUAUGCAAAAACUUGUAAAUAUAUAAUAAUAAUAAUAAUAAUAAUAAUAAUAAUAUGUACAGAAAAAGUAUUUAUGAAUGUUUAUGGUGUAACUUUUGUACUGUUGAAUAAAACUAUCAUGAUUUUUGUAA